AGUUUGCUCCGGGUGGAGCCGGUAGAAGAGGUACAAUUGGGAACCGAUUGAGGAGGAGGAUGUGGAGGCCGGGAGUGUAGCUUACCCCAUGGUCCUUGUCCAAAUUCCAAUGUACAAUGAGAAAGAGGUGUAUAAGCUUUCCAUCGGAGCAACCUGCAAGCUAUCAUGGCCAUCAAAUCGCCUGAUAAUACAAGUGCUUGAUGACUCGACUGAUCUGACGGUUAAGGGUUUGGUAGAAGUUGAAUGCAAGAAGUGGGCAAGUGAAGGCAUGAAUAUAUUCUACGAGGUUAGAAACAACAGGAAGGGAUACAAAGCAGGUGCCUUGAAAGAAGGCAUGCGGUAUAGCUACGUUCAACAAUGUGAAUUUGUUGCUAUAUUUGAUGCUGAUUUCCAACCAGCAUCUGACUUUCUUAUGAGAACUAUCCCUUUCCUUGUGCAUAACCCAAAGGUCUCUCUUGUUCAAGCACGUUGGGAAUUCGUGAACUCCAGUGAGUGCCUGAUGACAAGGAUACAGAAGAUGACCCUUGAUUACCACUUCAAAGUUGAGCAGGAAGCAGGUUCAUGGACACAUGCCUUCUUCGGAUUUAAUGGAACUGCUGGCGUCUGGAGAAUAUCAGCUCUUGAUGAAGCUGGAGGUUGGAACGACAGGACCACUGUAGAGGACAUGGACUUAGCUGUUCGGGCAGGUCUCCAUGGAUGGAAGUUUGUGUACCUUGGCGAUCUUACGGUGAAAAGUGAGCUGCCAAGUGAUUUCAAGGCAUACAGGAAUCAACAACAUCGCUGGACCAGUGGGGCUGCAAACUUGUUUAGAAAAACGGCAAAGGAGAUUAUGACUACAAAGGAAGUAUCUCUAUGGAAGAAGCUUUAUGUGCUGUACAGCUUCUUUUUCGUGCGGAAGAUCAUAUCUCAUAUCGUCACCUUUUCUUUGUACUGUGUCAUAAUUCCGGCAUCAGUCAUUAUUCCAGAAGUUAGCAUUCCUGUAUGGGGAGUCGUUCAUAUUCCUACAACUAUUACGCUUCUGAAUGCAAUCAGAAACCCUAGCUCUAUACAUCUAAUUCCGUUUUGGAUUCUGUUUGAGAAUGUGAUGGCGAUGCACCGAAUUAGAGCAACCCUGAUUGGGCUAACAGGAGCAGGGAGUGUAAAUGAGUGGGUGGUGACGGAGAAGCUUGGAGGUGUUCCGAAAGCUACCCUUACAACUCCUUUGCUGCAAAAAUCUAAACCGCGCUCGUACAGGGACAGGAUUAAUCUGCCGGAACUUGGAUUUGCAUUCUUUCUCUUCUUCUGCGCCUGCUAUGAUGUUACAUUUGGGAGAGAUUACUACCACAUAUACAUAUUCUUCCAAUCUUUUGCGUUUUUUGUUGUGGGCUUGGGUUACGUCGGCACCUUCAUCUCCAGUUCCUAGCGAUGCUUGGUAGUUUUUGCAUCUUCAUCUCUAGGACGGCAUACAAUUGUUCUGCUUUGCGUGAAAUCUUUAGUGGUACAUACGAGGAGAAAACAAUUCAUUCAGACGGCGGCGCGUGCUCAUUUUAUAAUUAUAAUGCUACCGAGAGAUUCGCUAGCUUCCCCAAAGUAGCAUAGCUUCCGGAAAGUCGAAAAGGGCCAGGUUUUUGGAGCCCUCCUCUAUAGAGAGGAUCUAAGAACCAUUCUUUUGCUGUUUACAGGGGGCGCAUAAAUUGGCGAUGAUUAUUUUUAUUUUUAUUUUUUUUUGUUAAUUCUUGUUAGACAUACUGGUUCUAUGUGAUUUGUAUUAAGUUUCCUACAUCUUGGAAUCAUGGUCGUGGUCUUUUUACAUGCGGGCAUCUGAUGGGAAAGGCUUGCGUUCGUCUA
Molecule: messenger RNA, 1827 nt
Organism: Asparagus officinalis (garden asparagus)
Lineage: Eukaryota; Viridiplantae; Streptophyta; Magnoliopsida; Asparagales; Asparagaceae
Product: probable mannan synthase 3
Exons: 9
Coding region: 89-1402 (437 amino acids)
Cellular component (GO): Golgi apparatus
Molecular function (GO): mannan synthase activity
Source: RefSeq, a predicted model, not a curated record